AUGGAACAUACUCCUCCUUUUUCCUCUGUCCAUGCUAUAGAAGGAAUCCAAACGGCAAACAAGAACAUAUACAGCUACUUCAUGAAAAACGAUAGCUCGUACUAUGUCCCCCAGUGCUACAGAUAUGCAGGAUAUAAGAAAGACACAGACAUCUUGUACAUUGUUGUCAUAUCAAAGUAUACAAGCACAACGGGCGACUUUUUGUACAAGCACAACAGCAACUCCAUUAAGAUAGAGUGUCUAAUUGGGAAGAGUCUUUCCAAUUUGCAGACAAAAAAAACAACACUCUCGGACCUUUUUGAAGUGGUCAGGGAAAUAGAGUAUUCUCUUCCAGGCAUGGAAAGCAUAAAGGCCAGCGAUGUUUUCAUAGGUCUUGUGUAUCCAGAUGGCCUGAACAGAGUGAGCAUCAUGAAUAUGGUGGACUGUGUGUUAAAUCAUGCAGGAUUUAAGGGCAUUUUGCUUCUGCCUAUGUCGCUGAGCAUUAGCCUGGGCUUGGGCAUUUCAAACUCUGUGUUUUUCAGCUCCUCUGAUAAGACUAUUUCGCUGAUCGAAGAUAACUGCAUUUUUGAUACUUUCACUGAAGGCAUGGAGAGCAGCACAACACUCUACGGCAGUGAUAUAGUGGAAGAGUUUCUGAAGAAGGAAGAGCCCAUGAAACACAGGACAGUUGAGCUUGUCUGCCAUCUGUGCAACCAGCCCUUUGAGAUAGGAGAGUUUAGUAUGCACUUUCUUAAUAAGCACGCGAUAAAUAUAUACGACGACAAAAAAUACAGUGAUACCAUGCUGCAGAAGUGCGGGAUCAAAGAGGAGCCAGAGAAACAACUGGAGCCAGGGCCAAAUGAUCUACUAGUCGCUGGUAAAGAGAUUGUAUACCGCAUGGCGCCUGCAGAGAGGGUAAAAAAGAUCACAUCUGCCGUUAUUCUCGUUACAUCGCAGGCAGGCACAACAAAUACACACUUAAAUACGCCAGAAGGCGAUGCGCAGGAUGCACCUGCUGAGACAGUUAGCGCUGUAGACAUAGAGAGCAUACCUGAAGACUCCAAGCAGAUAGUCUCAAUAAUUGAGGACACUUCAGGCUCUUCUUUCCUGUAUGUAUCGGAAAGCGAGAAGACACAGGUCGCAUGGAACGGCCUAUUUGCUCUGACAAACAUAGAGCCUUCGAAAGACAUGUGGCUCACUGAUAAAGAGUGGCAGUCGGUGGGUCUUCGAAUUCUCAAAGAAAAAGUUCUCUUUCCUCUGUAG
Nematocida minor is the source of this 1242-nucleotide messenger RNA. RefSeq lists its product as uncharacterized. The record is from RefSeq and is a predicted model, not a curated record. The transcript has a single exon. Bases 1 to 1242 code for a protein of 413 amino acids. Lineage: Eukaryota; Fungi; Microsporidia.